Messenger RNA from Oryza sativa Japonica Group (Japanese rice), 737 nucleotides. NCBI's taxonomy places the organism in Eukaryota, Viridiplantae, Streptophyta, Magnoliopsida, Poales, Poaceae. The record is from RefSeq and is a predicted model, not a curated record.
AGCAGAUAGUGUGACGGAUGAUCGUUAUCAGAACGCUUCCAUGUGCAUUCAAUCCGACUCUAUUUUUAGCAGACGUGUGAAAGACAGCCUGUGUGAUGGACAGCAAGGGAAACAAUUGAAGAAGCAAAUCUUGGCAUUUAAGCAGAUGUCAGGAGCGUUGAUGCCGCUAGCAUGCGGCUAAAUAUAAUAUCAGUAUGUAUACAAGGCAGACUAAGAAGGCAGGAGCAAGUGAAAAAUCAAGAGCAUCAAAGAGAGCAAGAGGAUCAGGUUCAGGAGCAAUGGCCAUGUCGAGAGCGCCGUUUGGCCUGGCUCUUGUUGCUGUACCGGCUGCUCUUCUUCUUCUUGUUGUUUCCUCCUGCCAUGCAUCCAGAGAACACCCAGAUAUACGUAAUACUAUGGCAGUGGGGAGCAGCAAGACGGUGGUGAUAUUGGAUGAUCCAAAGUGCGAGGUGAUGGAGAAGUGCGACCCCAAGGGCUGUACGGAUUACUGCAUCGGCAUUGGCCUGGGACAAAAUAAUGGCUUCUGCACCUUCCAUGAUCUUCAGUUCUACUGCUGCUGCCCCAUCGACUAAAUUAUUUUUUCUAAUUGUUUUCUUCAUUCCAGGAGAAAUAUAGAUAUACGUACACAUGCAUCAUCGUGUACUGUACUAAAUUCACAAUACACAAGGAAUAAGUAGGCAAUCUAAUACUCUCUCUGUUUCAAAAUGUUUGACACCAUUGACUUUUUAAGUACGUGU